AUGUCUUCCGAAGGCGAGGUUCAAAUCCAUUCAAUUACUAGGCCUGCAUCUGGCUCUCCUGUUCUGAAUAGGGUAUCAUGUCAAAUUACACAAAACAAGAUUCGUGGUGGUGCACAAGCGAUGCUGUAUGCUGUGGGGUUGGAUGAGAAUGAUAUGAACAAACCGCAGAUCGGAAUUUCUCCGGUUUGGUGGGAAGGAAACCCUUGCAAUUCCCACCUUCUUGACCUUGCGAAACAUGUUAAAGAGGGAUGUAAGCAGGAAGACCUUGUUGGACUCAUCUUCAACACCAUUGGUGUCAGUGAUGCAAUUACAAUGGGAACCGAUGGAAUGCGAUAUUCCCUUCCGAGUCGGGACAUCAUUGCGGAUUCCAUUGAAGCGGUCGUAAUGGCGCAACAUUAUGACGGCAACAUCUCUCUUCCUGGCUGUGACAAAAACAUGCCAGGCUGUUUUAUGGCUGCCGUUCGACACAACCGACCGACUAUCAUUGUGUACGGAGGUACAAUCCAAGCUGGAGUUAGACAUCUUGAUUGUCCAUCCAUGGGAAAAGAAAAGGGCGGAACUGUGAACAUCUCCGAUGCAUUUGAAUCCUAUGGCGCUUUCGCCGUCGGAAAGAUAACCGACGAGCAACGCUUUGAUGUCGUUCGACAUGCUUGCCCUGGAGCUGGUGCUUGUGGUGGGAUGUACACCGCCAACACAAUGAGUUCCGCACUUGAGGUUCUGGGGAUGUCUCUGCCCUACUCUUCGAGCAUUCCUGCUGCAUACCCUGAAAAGGUGCAGGAGUGCAUUCGAGCUGCAAAGUACCUCAAAAACCUUCUUGCGCUGGAUAUUAAACCAAGAGACAUCUUGACCCGCAACUCAUUUUUGAAUGCAAUUGUCAUCAUCACUGUCUUGGGAGGUUCCACCAACGCAGUCCUCCAUUUGUUGGCAAUGGCUCGAGCGGCCGAGAUUGAUCUCACUAUUGACGACUUCCAAAUGAUAGCAGAUAAAACGCCAUUUUUGGCUGAUUUAAUGCCAUCUGGAAGAUAUUACAUGGAGGACAUACACCGCAUUGGCGGCAUUCCCGCCAUUUUGAAAUACCUUUUGAAUCAUACAGACCUGAUUGACGGUUCUCAGCUCACGGUGACGGGCAAGACACUGGCGGAGAACUUGGAGGAUGUUGCUGAGCUCAACUUUGACAAGCAGGAUGUUUUCCGCCCACUCAGUAACCCGAUUAAACCUACCGGGCACUUGACUAUUCUCAGAGGCAACCUUGCUCCUGGGACCGCAGUAGCUAAAUUGACUGGAAAGGAAGGAUUGCGCUUCGAGGGGACUGCGAAAUGCUUCGAUAGCUUGGAGGGGUUCUACACUUUAUUGGAAAAGGGAGAAAUCACAGCCGGCAUGGUGCUCAUAUUCAGAUAUCAAGGACCCAAGGGUGCUCCAGGGAUGCCAGAAAUGCUAGGUCCGACCGGAGCUAUCGCUGGUGCAGGGUUGGCCAAUUCUACAGCUCUUAUCACGGACGGACGAUUUUCGGGUGCUAGUCGAGGAUUCAUCAUCGGGCACGUCGUACCGGAAGCUCGUCUGGGCGGACCUAUUGCGCUAGCUAAAGACGGGGACCGGAUUGUGAUUGACUCUGCUACCCGCCAGAUUGACUGGUUUGUGGACGAGGAAGAACAGAAACGACGCAGAGAGGAGUGGUUGGCGUCGGAUAAAGGCAAGCUUAAUGUAAAGCGCGGUAUACUGCUCAGAUAUGCUCGGGAUGUGGCGCCCGCCAGUCAGGGUGCUUAUUGUGAUUGA
Molecule: messenger RNA, 1773 nt
Organism: Psilocybe cubensis
Lineage: Eukaryota; Fungi; Basidiomycota; Agaricomycetes; Agaricales; Agrocybaceae
Exons: 23
Coding region: 1-1773 (590 amino acids)
Biological process (GO): branched-chain amino acid biosynthetic process
Cellular component (GO): mitochondrion
Molecular function (GO): dihydroxy-acid dehydratase activity
Source: RefSeq, a predicted model, not a curated record